Trichobilharzia regenti is the source of this 192-nucleotide messenger RNA. NCBI's taxonomy places the organism in Eukaryota, Metazoa, Platyhelminthes, Trematoda, Strigeidida, Schistosomatidae. The record is from the annotation of a GenBank genome assembly.
AUGCAUGCGCCUCGCCCUGAUAAUGUUUACUUCUUUUUACACUGUUUAAGCGAUCCGGUUUGGCUUGCCAUUCACGGGUUUGCUGCUCCGCAUGCACCUGGCUUUAAGCUGGACUGCAUGUACGCUGGCCUGGUAGACUUGCGCCCGGGUUGCAGCCUCGAACCUUUAGUUCUAUGCAUCUGGGAAACCGGU